This is a messenger RNA of Clonostachys rhizophaga, 1002 nucleotides long. The record is from the annotation of a GenBank genome assembly. Lineage: Eukaryota; Fungi; Ascomycota; Sordariomycetes; Hypocreales; Bionectriaceae.
AUGAAUACCUACGGAAAGGCACUCCAAAGCCUCCGGCUUGCUCUCAACGGGCCGGGGGCCCUCAGCCCAGAGACCUUGGCUGCCGCUACGAUGAUCCACCAAACCGGAGAGGCAUUCUUUCUCAACAUGGGCUGGUCCGCUUGGAAGGCACACUCAGAUGGGGUGGCCCAGCUGCUGAUCAGGAAAGGGCUGCCCAACUUGGGAGACAAACUGGAUGUCACGGCCACAUUGACAAAUCAGUCCCUGAUGGCAGGAUACGAACUCAAGUUUCCCGGUGAGACACCUUUCAGCAGUGCGCCGUGGAAAGAAGCCUUGGAGCAGAUGCGGCGUAUCAGUCUGGCCGAUGAAGGCUUAGGCCAAGACGGGCUAUGGGUCCCGAUGACUGAACUCCUCGAACAUUGCUUCUACAAAAGAGUGGAGUGGGCAACCGUCAUCAAGUCAGCCCAUGCUGAUCCCAUCCCGUACACUGACAGAUCGAAAGAAAUCUCAACCCACAUGUGGCAGGCCUUGGACGAGUUUGAGGCCGGGCUGCCGGAAUACUGGGCUUACAUUCGAAAGAAUGUGGGAGAUUUCGGAGAAGUGGCUGAUGCUGACUUCUUCGUGGGGAAGAAAUACUGGAUGGCGCCUGGUCCGAAGAGCCGCGUGGUGGCAGAGUACAUCUUCAAUAUCCUUUACAUGCAACUUAUGGUGUCCCGCAUGCUCUACGAUCUCGGCGUUCUGUACGGCGAAUCUUGGCUUGACGCCAUCAAAUCGAAGCACCGCGAACUAAGUGCUCAAGCAUGGAUGCUCAUCCCGCACAUGAUGCAGAUAAAUCCUUUCGAACUACAACAAUUCAUGCCCAUAUACUACUUGUCAUUCGAAGGGGCCGAUGAGAUAGAGCAGAAAAAUAUUCUCGACGCGGCGGAGCACAUUGACAAACCUAUGCGCCGAUUCGGCCAGAACCGGGAUGAGCUGCAGUGCGGUUUACUCUCCAAUGCAAAAUUUAUGACGGGCAAGCCAUGA